This is a messenger RNA of Engraulis encrasicolus (European anchovy), 1359 nucleotides long. RefSeq names its product serine/threonine-protein kinase NIM1. The transcript has 4 exons. The record is from RefSeq and is a predicted model, not a curated record. Gene Ontology annotation, biological process: microtubule cytoskeleton organization; intracellular signal transduction; protein phosphorylation. Gene Ontology annotation, cellular component: cytoplasm. Gene Ontology annotation, molecular function: tau-protein kinase activity; ATP binding; protein serine/threonine kinase activity. The coding region runs from base 1 to 1359 and encodes 452 amino acids. NCBI's taxonomy places the organism in Eukaryota, Metazoa, Chordata, Actinopteri, Clupeiformes, Engraulidae.
AUGUCUGCUCAUCUCAGAGGUCUGACACUGAAGAAAUCAUGGUCAAUGCUGCAUCGGAGUAAGAAGAAGUCCAAGGAGGAGAAGGAGAAGAAAGAAAGAGAGGAGAUGGUGGAGACCAAGGCCAAGCCUGUGCCGGUGCAGAAGCCACCGCCUCUGACGGCUGAGCAGAGGACGAAGCAGACGCCCAUCGAGAGGGUCAUCUAUGACAUGGCCUACAACGAGCGCGUGGUCAACGACCUCAUCCUGGGACGCCGGAUAUCCUUCUACGAGCUCCGUGGAGAAGUGGGCACGGGCAACUUUGCUCAUGUCAAACUAGGGAUUCACGUCCUGACAAAAGAAAGGGUGGCCGUGAAAAUCCUGGACAAGAACCGUCUGGACAAGAAGGCGCAGGCUCUGUUCACCUCGGAGAUCAGCUGCAUGGAGAAGGUGUCGCACCCCAACAUCGUGCGGCUGUACGAGGUGCUGGAGACCAGCAAGCGGCUGUACCUGGCCAUGGAGUACGGCAGCGGAGGAGACCUCUACUCCCGCAUCUCCACCAGGGGGCGACUGCCAGACCUGGAGAGCAAGCUGGUGUUCGCUCAGAUCAUCUCGGCCAUCAAGCACAUGCACGAGAACAACAUCGUCCACCGGGACCUGAAGGCGGAGAACAUCUUCUACACCACCAGCUACUGCAUCAAGGUGGGUGACUUUGGCUUCAGCACCGUCACCACGCCGGCCGACACCCUGACGACCUUCUGCGGCUCGCCGCCCUACGCCGCGCCCGAGCUCUUCAAGGACAAGGGCUACGUGGGCCAGCACGUGGACGUCUGGGCGCUGGGCAUCCUGCUCUUCUUCAUGGUGACCGCCACCAUGCCCUUCUCCGCCGACAACCUGAGCCGCCUCAAGCGCGUCAUCCUGCACGGCGCCUACGCCAUCCCGCCGCACGUGCCCGAGCCCUGCCAGCACGUCAUCAAGGGCAUGCUGCGCCAGGUGGCCGGCGACCGCACCUCCAUCGCCCAGAUCAUGAGCAGCGACUGGCUGUCGGGCGUGGAGUACCCCAGCCCGCACCCCGUGUACAGCCUGACCCCGGCGCACCUCGCCGAGGGCGCCAGCGCCAACACCCUGUCGGUGGAGGAGAGGGAGGUGCGGCUGGCACUGGCCGACCUGGGCAUCACCACCCAGCACCUGCAGAACAACGGCAUGGACUCGCGCAGCCCCGUCACGGGCACCUACCGCAUCCUGGUGCACCGCGUUCAGAAGAGGAGGACGGUGGAGGCGGUGGGCUACACCACGCAGUACCCCGACGAGCUCCAGGGCAGGAACUCUCUGGGCAACGUGCCAUUUAGACACAACCCUUCCUCCGUCUGUAUAAUCCUGUAG